This is a messenger RNA of Cladophialophora carrionii CBS 160.54, 1029 nucleotides long. Its product is annotated as YggS family pyridoxal phosphate enzyme. Bases 1 to 1029 code for a protein of 342 amino acids. The transcript has a single exon. Gene Ontology annotation, cellular component: intracellular anatomical structure. The record is from RefSeq and is a predicted model, not a curated record. NCBI's taxonomy places the organism in Eukaryota, Fungi, Ascomycota, Eurotiomycetes, Chaetothyriales, Herpotrichiellaceae. Gene Ontology annotation, molecular function: pyridoxal phosphate binding.
AUGACCGCUCCGACAGAACCACAAUCAAGCACAUCAAUCACAAGCUCCUCCACAGCGGCGAUGAAAGCACCGUCCCCGAUCCAAGUGAACCCCCAGCGCGCCGCAUUCCUCGUCCAGAACCUCUCCUCUAUCCAGUCCCGCAUAGCCAGCACACUGUCCUCCCUCCCGUCGCCCCAGUCCGGCCGCCAGGUCCGCCUCGUCGCAGUCUCCAAAUUAAAACCGGCCUCGGAUAUCCUCUCGCUGCACAGCCCUCCGCCGCUGCCCAGUCCCGAGAAACCACCCUCGCCCUCAGCCUCAGCCUCAGCCUCAGACCCCUCGGCCGCCGCCAUCGGUGCGGGCCAUCAGCACUUUGGCGAGAACUACGUGCAGGAACUACUCGAGAAAUCGCGACUCCUGCCGCGCACGAUAAAGUGGCACUUCAUUGGGGGACUGCAGUCGAACAAAUGUGUCCAGCUGGCGAGGGAGGUGGAAGGGCUGUGGGCGGUGGAGAGCGUCGACAGCGAGAAAAAGGCCAGCUUACUCGACAAGGGCCGGGCAGAGCGAAAUCAAAGGCUACACAAGGAGUUUGGCGACCGGUCGAAGGCCGAGUUCGAGCGGAACGGAUGGGAAGACAAACUCCGGGUGUUUAUCCAGGUGAACACGAGUGGCGAGGACAGCAAAUCCGGUCUGGAGCCCGGGUCGGCCGAGUUGGUCUCCCUGGCCAAGUUGAUCAGGAGUGAAGCGUCGUGUCCGAAUCUGCACCUGCAGGGGUUGAUGACGAUUGGGGCAAUUGCUCGAUCCAGGGCCACGACGAAAGAGACGGAGAACGAGGAUUUUAUUACGCUCCGCGCCACGAGGGACAAGAUCGCGGAAGAGAUUGGCCUCACCGACAAGGAAGAGCUCGAGCUGAGUAUGGGAAUGUCGGAAGAUUUCGAGUCGGCAGUGCGGCUGGGUAGUGAUGAAGUGAGGGUCGGAAGUACGAUUUUCGGAGAGAGGCCAGCUAAGAAGGAUGCAAAGGUCGUUGACGACACCGAGACGGAAAAGAAAUGA